Molecule: messenger RNA, 14985 nt
Organism: Lytechinus pictus (painted urchin)
Lineage: Eukaryota; Metazoa; Echinodermata; Echinoidea; Temnopleuroida; Toxopneustidae
Product: dynein axonemal heavy chain 1-like
Exons: 75
Coding region: 149-12808 (4219 amino acids)
Biological process (GO): microtubule-based movement
Cellular component (GO): dynein complex
Molecular function (GO): dynein light intermediate chain binding; dynein intermediate chain binding; ATP binding
Source: RefSeq, a predicted model, not a curated record
GAUCGAUAUCGCGACACAACGAUUAUACGCGUAACCUGUUCAACGACGUCGAAGUCGACAAGAAAUAUUGCGAACAAGAAAAUCCAGUCCUGAAUUUGUCCUUCCAGGUAUCUAGAGGUCUAAGAAUGACACGUACUUAGUUCCAACCAUGAGUUCAAGAAAUUCCCUGAGGAGCAGAGAUGGUGGAAGGCCUUUCUCUGCAAACAGAACUCAGCUUCCCCCAAUCCAGACAGACAACAAACCUAAGUACCCUGAAAUAAAACAGAGGGGAUAUUAUUCUGAUGUGAUCAGCGGUGAUGGACCAAAAAGAGUUGGAAAUGUUCUUAGUGGGGCUCCGACUCAACAAGAUGUAUUGUGGAAUGUCGCCAAAGACGAGCACACACCGAAGGUCACAAACUUUACUGGACCUCAGGCACAAGAAGAGUUUGCAAAGGAGAUGGACAAACAAGUUUAUGGAGCAACGAGUGAGAUCCUGGCAAAAUCAGAUUUCCCAGAGAAGUCCUUCAAACCCAAAGUGCAGUUACCCUACUUCGUCCCGCCAGGCCGCUGUCCUCGAAAAAUAGAGAUUGAGAGACGAAAGCGGGACUACCAGAGCCAAGACCUGGAGCAGCUCUUGGAGCAAGUCGGAGCAGAGACCAGCCAGCUCAUGCCCAAACAGAUCCAGGGUAACCUGGCUGUGAAGCUCAAUGGAGCCGGGGGCUCUGAUCCGGCUCCCUUCCCACCCUUCCUGCCCAUAGAUAUCUUCACCGAUAUGGAGUUUGAGUGCAGAACUCCAGAGGAGUGGCUUCAGCUUGGACAGGACAAUGGCUGCAGGAAACCCAUACCAGGAAGAGCCCUUCUUCCUGCAUGGGACUCACCAGAGGAAUUGGACCCCAAAGAUCCCAGCAUUGAAUAUGAAUGGUUUGAUGUGGGUAUGCUGACCUAUGACCCAGAGACUCAGCUCUACCUAGUGCAGAAGACCGAUCUGAACGGUCGCAUCCUAGACAAAGACGGCAAUGUGGUGGUUGAUGGAGGCAACAAUGGCAAAGUCCUAUCUCCUGGUCAGUAUUGGGUCCCAAGAAUCCGCUUGAUGUUUGCUGCAGAGGACCCCACAAACUUUGCCAUGGCUGUAGGCAAAGCAUUUCAUCUCAGACAACAUACAGAAGCAUUGCUCAGGUAUAACCUCUAUGUUGACUUCAUGCCAAUGGAAGGUGUAGGUGAACUAGAUCCUGAGAGUCUAAGGCGUAUGGUGGAGUGGGCCACUGGUGCUCCUUCAUUAACAAAAGCAAAGAGUCUUGAUGACUAUGUGCACACCCUUGAGAAAGAGGUCAACAUUGAAUUCUGCAGAACAAUGAACAGAAUCACCUUUGACAGGAUUGUUGCCAAGAGUCCUGACACGUAUGCUUUCGUCACACUACCCGAACCUGUCAUUCCAGUCAUUCCAGAAACAGGUAUGUGCCCCAAUGUCCCAUCUUACCCAUUUGAUGAGCAGUACGACAACUUUGCUUUCAACUCUCUCCUCACCCGGGAGGAGGCAAUCUUUGCUGUCAACAAGGUGCGAGCAGAGUGCAACAAGGUGUCGGCCAUGUCCCUCUUUCACGUUCCCAUGACCAAGUACAUGAGAUUAGAGGAGUUUGAACAGACCCAGAGCCAGCAGAGUUCACAGGUCCAGUUAUUCUUGAAGGACACCUGGAUCACCACACUCCGUGCUGCUAUCAGGACCAGCCUACGUGAUGUAGGCAAGGGAUGGUUUAAUCUUCAUGAAUCUAACUGGGAGGUCUACCAACGAUCCAAACUCAAAAAGUUUAUGGAGAUGGUCAAAUUCUGCAUGCAGGAUUCUUUGAGGUAUCUGGUCCAAGAUUCCCUGGUGAAUUUUACCCAGAUGAUCAUAGAUUCAUCUUUCUCUGUCAUGGAGCUGCCCGAAGAGGAGAUGACCUGGGGUGAUGAUCUUAUCAAUAGUCCUUACAAGCCCAAGAGAAAUAGCUUGUUUCUUGUUGACCUGAUUCUUGACAAAGAAGGUAGUCAUUUCAGCACUAACCUGACCAACUUUGAGCCUUCUAUGGCCGGUCUGUUUGAUAAAGGCAUUGGAGCUACGCAAAAUGUCCCACAGCUUGAAAAGUAUGUCUUAGAGGACAUCUCCUGGGCAGACACUCCUCUUCUAGAGUCAGUGGGCGAACAUGAACCCAGGGUGGAGGAGCUGAGAGAUACCAUCCGCACUGCCAUUCGCAAGUCCCUCAUUCCCCUCAGGGCAUACGCCAGAGCGUAUGAACAGUUCCUAGAGAUCAACAACUUAGAACUCAGCGACUACAUGAAGGAGUAUGAUGCCACAGAGCAUACGGCAUCCGAGGUUAAGAAGGAGAUUGAGAUGCAUUUGGAUCGUAAGGAGUUCCUUGAGAACACCAUACCAUCUAACAUCAUGAUAGGACCAUUCUUCAUCAGUACAGAGAACGUCAGGCAGACACUCUCUAAGAAACGCAAGGCCAUGGCCAAUGCUCUACUGGAGCUCCUGGCAAAGAAGCUCCGCACCCAGGCUGAAGAUGCAUGUGAAGAGUUCAAGUACAUCUCAAGGAAGCUGUAUGAAAAGCAAAACUGUAUUGAGGACCUGGCUGAGCAGAAGGAAUGGAUGAAGACUAUCCCUGAUAAGCUCAAAGAACACCAAGAACUCAUUGACAAGGCCAUGACGGACUAUGAGCUCAUAGAAGAGUUCUACUACAGUCUCUCUACAGAUGACUUCAAUCUUAAAUGGAAUGCCAUUGGCUGGCCACACAAGAUUGCAGAGCAGAUGGAAAAUACCUAUGUACAGCUGGAUGAGGACCAAGAACGGUUCCAGAAGAUCCAAGUCACAGAUCAGAACACAUUCCAAGAUCGUCUUGAUGGUCUUCAGAUGGUAGUCGCUGGUUUUGCAGCCCAUACUGAUAACGGCAAGGCCCAUGAGGUAGCCAAUGAAGUCCGUAGGGUCAACAAACAACUCAAGGAAUGUCAACAACUAGCAUCAAUGUACAACAACAGAGAACGUCUCUUUGAGAUGCCUGUUACUAAUUAUGACAAGCUGAGCAGGCUUGUUAGAGACUUUGAACCGUUCAAGAACCUCUGGAUCACCUGUUCUGAUUGGCUCAAGUGGCAUGAGAGCUGGAUGACCGACCCACUAACCACCAUUGACUCUGAACAGUGUGAUAAGCAGGUCAACGACUCCUUCAUGACCAUCCACAAGUGUGUCAAGAUCUUCAAAGACAUUCCAGGUGUUCAGCUGGUAGCACAGAAGAUCAAGGGUUGGAUAGAGGACUUCAAGCCAUUCAUCCCCCUCAUCCAAGGUUUGAGGAACCCUGGUAUGAGGAGCCGUCAUUGGGACAUCCUCUCCAAGGAGCUUGGCUUUACCCUGGUCCCAAAGGCCACUCUCACCUUCAGCAAGUGCUUAGAGAUGAACCUUGAGGCUCAUAUCGAUAAGAUUGCCAAGGUUGCAGAGAUUGCUGGCAAAGAAUACUCCAUUGAACAGGCUCUUGAUAAGAUGGAAGGAGAAUGGAAGCCUGUUGUGUUUGAGAUCAUGCCAUACAAGGAAACAGGAACGUUCAUCAUGAAAGGAUCCGAUGAGUGCACUCAGCUGCUUGAUGAUCAUAUCGUCAUGACCCAGAGUAUGUCCUUCUCGCCGUUCAAGAAGCCCUUUGAAGAGAGGAUUAAUACUUGGGAAGGAAAACUCAGAAUGACGCAGGAUGUAUUGGAUGAAUGGCUUGUGUGUCAACGCUCAUGGCUUUACUUAGAACCCAUCUUCAGUUCUGAUGAUAUCAACAGACAGCUUCCGGUAGAAGGCAAGCGAUACCAGACCAUGGAUCGCAUGUGGAGACGGAUCAUGAAGAAUGCCAAAGAAAAUCCUCAGGUGAUUUCAUUGUGUCCUGAUGCCAGACUCCUUGACAACCUGAAGGAAUGCAACAAGCUCCUGGACCAGGUUCAAAAGGGUCUCAGUGAGUACCUGGAGACCAAAAGGGCCUCCUUCCCAAGGUUCUACUUCCUGUCCGAUGACGAGCUUCUUGAGAUCCUCUCCCAGACCAAAGAUCCCACUGCAGUACAACCCCAUCUCAGGAAAUGCUUUGAGAAUAUUGCAAGGCUGCGGUUUGAAGAUGAUCUUGAGAUCACCCAGAUGUUCUCCAGUGAUGGUGAGAUGGUGCCCUUCUCCCAGAGCCUUUAUCCGAAGGGUAAUGUUGAAGAUUGGCUUCUGGAGGUGGAGAGGGUCAUGAGAGAGAGUCUUCGGGAAAUCCUGGGGAAAUCCCUGGAGCAGUAUCCAAAGGAGGAGAGAACAAAGUGGGUGUUGAACUGGCCUGGUCAGGUGGUCAUUGCUGGCUGUCAGACAUUCUGGACAACCAUGGUAGAAGAAGCACUCGAGAACAAGGUCUUGCCUGACCUAUCAGAAAAACUCUACCAGCAGAUUGCUGACCUUGUUGCAUUGGUUCGAGGACCUCUUCAGAAGAUUCAGCGAGCAGUUCUCUCUGCUCUCAUUGUUAUCGAGGUUCAUGCCAGAGAUGUUGUCGCUAAGAUGGUGGAAGAGAAAGUCCAGAACAGCAAUGACUUUGAAUGGAUCAGUCAGCUCAGGUACUAUUGGGUUGAAAAUGGUCUGUUUGUCCGAGCUGUGAAUGCCGAGUUCACCUACGGGUACGAGUAUCUUGGUAACAGUGGACGUCUUGUGAUCACACCCCUGACUGAUCGAUGUUACCUGACCUUGACAGGAGCACUUCAUCUCAAGUUUGGUGGUGCCCCGGCCGGUCCGGCAGGUACGGGCAAGACUGAGACAACCAAGGAUCUUGGUAAAGCCCUGGCCAUCCAGACUGUAGUGUUCAACUGCUCUGAUCAGCUUGAUUUCAUGGCUAUGGGCAAGUUCCUCAAGGGUUUAGCCAGCUCUGGUGCCUGGGCCUGCUUUGAUGAAUUCAACAGGAUUGACAUUGAAGUGUUGUCUGUGGUCGCUCAACAGAUCACUACCAUCCAGAAAGCUCAGCAGCAGCGGGUUGAUCGGUUUGUAUUUGAGGGAGUUGAGAUUGCAUUGAAGGCAUCAUGUGCUGUGUUUAUCACCAUGAACCCUGGCUAUGCCGGUAGGACUGAACUACCAGAUAAUCUCAAGGCUUUGUUCCGUCCAGUGGCCAUGAUGGUUCCUGACUAUGCCAUGAUUGCUGAGAUCUCUCUCUAUUCCUUUGGUUUCAAUGAAGCCAAGGUCCUCUCCAAGAAGAUUACCAGUACCUUCAAGCUCUCUUCAGAACAACUCAGCUCACAGGAUCAUUAUGAUUUUGGUAUGCGUGCUGUGAAGACUGUGAUUUCAGCUGCUGGCAAUCUUAAGAGAGAGAACCCCAAAAUGGCAGAGGAUCUGAUUGUUCUGAGAGCCAUUCGAGAUGUAAAUGUUCCCAAGUUCCUUCAAGACGAUCUUAAACUCUUCAACGGUAUUGUGUCUGAUCUCUUCCCUAAAAUCAAGGAGGAGCCAAUAGACUAUGGUGAGCUAGAUGCAUCCAUUCGUAAGCAUUGCUCUAAACUCAGUCUCAAGGAUGUAGAUGGCUUCGUCACAAAGUGCAUUCAACUCUAUGAGACCACAGUGGUACGUCACGGUCUCAUGUUGGUUGGACCUGCUGGAUCAGGAAAAACUAUGUGCUAUGAGGUCUUGAAGCGAGCUCUGACAUUCCUGAGAGGGAAGGAAGCGGUAGGAGGAGGCAACUACGAGACUGUACACACCUACAUUGUCAACCCCAAGUCAAUCACUAUGGGUCAGCUGUAUGGAGAGUUUGAUCUGCUCACCCAUGAAUGGACGGAUGGUAUCCUUUCAUCCCUCAUCCGCUUUGGUUCCUCAUCAAUGGAUGAGGAUGCUCGGUGGUAUAUCUUUGAUGGUCCUGUAGAUGCUGUUUGGAUUGAGAACAUGAAUACUGUGUUAGAUGACAACAAGAAGCUCUGUCUCAGCAGUGGAGAAAUCAUCAAACUCACUGAGUUCCAGCGUAUGAUCUUUGAGGUAGCUGAUCUGGCCGUUGCUUCACCUGCUACUGUCAGUCGGUGUGGUAUGGUGUACCUAGAGCCUAGUAUCCUGGGUCUGAAGCCGUUCGUUGAAUGCUGGCUCAAGAAACUUCCCGAAGUCAUCUAUCCUCACAAAGACAAACUCCAAGCCCUAUUUGAUGCUUUCCUGGAGGAAUCCAUUGAAUUCAUGCGAGCCAACUGCAAGGAGAUAGUAUCCUCCAUUAAUAGUAACCUUACCCUCAAUCUACUCAAGCUUCUUGAUUGCUUCUUCACCCCUUUCGUUCCAAGAGAGGGGGAUGCACCAUUACCUCAGGAGAAGAUGGAUCGCAUCGUUGAGCUGAUAGAACCAUGGUUUAUCUUUUCUCUCAUCUGGACAGUGGGAGGAACAGUGGACAUGGAUGGAAGAACCAAAUUCGAUGGGUUCUUGAGGGAGAAGAUGAAGAAAGAAAAUGUCCAGUUACUAAUGCCAGAGGAAGGUUUGGUCUUCGACUACAAACUGGACGAUGGCGGGAUUAGCAAACGCCCUUCAAGGGAUGAUGAUGAAGACGAAGAAGGAGCUAACAAGCAGGCUGAGAAACAGGCUUCUGAACCACGAUUGGUCUUCACCGAGAUCUGUUGGAAGCAUUGGAUGAAUGGAAUUGCUGAGGUUCAGAUAUCUCCUGAGAUGCAGUACUCUGAUAUCAUUGUGCCUACUAGUGACAGUGUGAGAGGGGCUCAUCUUCUUGAUAUGCUGCUCACCAAUAGAAAACAGGUCAUCUGUGUAGGAGACACCGGUACAGGGAAGACCAUGACCAUCUCUGACAAGCUCCUCAAGUCUAUGCCUGCCAAGUACAUCAGUAACUUCAUCUCCUUCUCUGCUCGUACCAGUGCUAAUCAGACCCAGGAUCUCAUUGACAGCAAACUUGAUAAAAGGCGCAAAGGAGUGUUUGGUCCACCCCUCGGCAAGCAUUUCAUCCUAUUCAUUGAUGAUCUUAACAUGCCGGCCCUCGAGGUGUAUGGAGCUCAGCCUCCCAUUGAACUGGUCAGGCAGUGGAUGGACCACAAAGGAUGGUAUGACAGGAAACAGAUUGGUGCAUUCAGGGAGCUUGUUGAUAUUGGGUUCUGUUGCGCCAUGGGUCCACCCGGUGGAGGUCGUAACCCUGUGACAGCCCGUCUGAUGCGUCAUUUUAACUACGUCUCCUUCAUUGAGAUGCAGAGGAAGAGUAAGGUCCGUAUCUUCUCCACCAUCCUCAAUAGUUGGCUUGCAGGUAACACAGCCUUGAAAGAGUAUGCUGGUCAAGUAGUGAAUGCAUCUAUUGAUGUAUACGAGACCAUCAUCACUCAGCUUCUACCAACCCCUGCUAAGAGUCAUUAUACCUUCAAUUUAAGAGAUCUCUCCAAGGUCUUCCAAGGUAUUCUCAUGGCUGAUGCUUCCAAGAUGGAGGACGUGAGCCAUCUCCUGCGGCUGUGGCAUCACGAGAACUGCCGUGUCUUCCAGGACCGUCUGGUGAACAACCAGGACAGGGAUUGGUUUGCAGGGUAUCUUGAAGAAAAGAUCACCAAGGAUUUCAGCUGUAAGAUGGAGGAAGUCAACCCAAGGCAGCCCAUGCUCUAUGGAGACUUCAUGAUCGCCAACGUGGACAACAAGGUCUAUGCAGAGAUCACCGAUCAAGAAAAGAUGGUGAACGUUAUGGAGGAGUAUCUGGAGGAUUACAAUCAGGUCAAUACAGCAGUCAUGAGAUUGGUGUUGUUUGAGGAUGCCACUAAGCAUGUGUGUCGUAUAUCUCGUGUGAUCCGUCAACCUCUUGGCAACGCUCUCCUUCUAGGUGUAGGGGGUAGCGGAAGACAGAGUCUCACAAGACUUGCUGCUCAUAUGGCGGAGUAUGAUCUGUUCCAGAUUGAAUUGGCAAAGAACUAUGGUGUGAAUGAAUGGAGAGAAGAUCUCAAGACUAUCCUUCUCAAAGCUGGUCUUGAAAACAAAGCCAUUGUUUUCUUAUUCAGUGAUACUCAGAUCAAGAGUGAGUCUUUCCUGGAGGACAUCAACAAUAUCCUGAACUCUGGAGAUGUACCUAACCUGUAUGGUUUUGAUGAGUUGGAUUCUAUCUACAACGCCAUGAAACCCAUCGUACAGGAUUCGGGCAUGCAACCCACCAAGGCUAACCUGUUCUCGGCGUACACCAAGAGAGUCAAAUCCAACAUUCAUACUGUGCUGUGUAUGAGUCCUAUCGGUGAGGUCUUCCGUGCCCGUCUACGUCAGUUCCCGUCUCUGGUGAACUGUUGUACCAUUGAUUGGUUCAGUGAAUGGCCGGACGAAGCCCUGCUCUCUGUAGCCAGGAACUUCCUGAAUGACAUCCCAGAACUGGAGGAAGGACCAGAGAUCAUAGAUGGUCUGGUCAGGAUGUGUGUCGUAGUACAUCAGUCUGUCGCUACCAAGUCUAUUCAGUUCUUGGCUGAGCUCUCCCGUCAUAACUAUGUGACUCCCACCAGCUAUCUGGAGCUCCUAGGAAUCUAUGGCAAGCUACUGGGGCUAAAGAAGAAUGAGCUCAAGACUGCCAGGAACCGCACCAAAACCGGUUUGGAUAAGCUCUUGAGGACGGCUGAUGAUGUAGCAGCCAUGCAGGAGGAACUAGAAACCAUGCAACCUAUGUUAGAGGAAGCUUCCAAGGAAACCUUGGUUACCAUGGAGAAGAUUAAAGUGGAUACGGCUAAAGCCAAUGAGACAAUGGAGAUCGUCCAGAAGGAAGAACAGCAAGCCAUGGCUAAGGCUAAAGAAACCCAGGAGAUUGCUGCUGAUGCCCAAAGAGACUUGGACGAAGCUCUUCCAGCCCUUGAUGCUGCUCUGGCCUCACUUAAAUCACUCAACCGUAAUGAUGUUGUAGAGGUCCGUGCUCUGCAGCGUCCACCCCACGGUGUGCGUAUGGUGAUCGAUGCUGUGUGUAUCAUGAGAGGUGUCAAACCUAAGAAGGUUGCAGGAGAGAAACCAGGAACUAAGGUUGAUGAUUACUGGGAUGCUGGCAAAGGUCUCCUACAGGAUCCUGGCAAGUUCCUGGAGAGUCUCUUCGCGUAUGACAAGGACAACAUUCCAGACUCAGUCAUUACGAAGAUCCAACCAUUCAUUGACAAUGAAGAGUUCACCCCUGCAGCCAUUGCUAAGGUCUCCAAGGCUUGUACGUCCAUCUGCCAGUGGACCAGGGCUAUGCACAAGUACCACUUUGUGGCCAAGAACGUGGCACCAAAAAGGGAAAGCCUUCGGAUGGCCAGAGAGGAUCUUGAGAAGACCCAGCGUAUCCUGGAUGCAGCCAAGGCUAACUUGAGGGAGGUAGAGGAAGGUAUCGCUACCCUCAAGGCCAAGUAUGAGGACACUGUUGCCAAGAAAGAGGAGCUGGAGAAUAAGUGUGACCUUUGCAAGGCUAGGCUUGUCAGGGCAGACAAGCUUAUUGGCGGUCUAGCCGAUGAGAAGGGUCGAUGGCAAGAGUCCGUUGACCGCUUAGAGAAGGUCAUUAACCAGAUCUCCGGAGACGUGCUGAUAUCUGCCGGCUAUGUAGCAUACUUGGGACCAUUCACAGGUGAAUACCGAGCAUCCCUAUCAGAGGAGUGGCAGUCUAAGUUCGGUGAAUACCAUGUGCCUUGUACCACUGAUCCUGGUUUCAUCCAAGCCUUUGGUGACCCUGUCAAGAUCAGGACAUGGCAGAUCGCCGGUCUCCCCCGUGACAAUCUGUCCAUUGAGAAUGGUGUCAUCAUGCAGUUCUCCCGCAGAUGGCCUCUCUUCAUCGACCCCCAGGGACAAGCCAAUAAGUGGAUCAAAGCAAUGGAAAAAGACAAUGGUAUUGAUAUCAUCAAGCUGUCUGACCGUGACUUUCUUCGUAGUCUUGAGAAUGCUGUUCGUUUUGGCAAACCUUGUCUACUUGAGAAUGUUGCAGAGGAGUUGGACCCCGCCCUAGAACCCAUUCUCUUGAAACAGACCUUCAAGCAACAGGGUAGUACUGUCAUCAAGCUAGGAGAUGCUGUCAUCCCAUAUCAUGAAGACUUCAAGUUCUAUAUCACCACCAAGCUUCCUAACCCUCACUACACUCCUGAAGUCUCCACCAAGGUCACCUUGGUCAACUUUACACUCUCACCAAGUGGUCUUGAAGAUCAGCUGCUGGCCCGUGUAGUAGCCGAGGAGAGACCUGAUCUUGAAGAGGCCAAGAACCAGCUCAUCGUCAGUAACGCCAAGAUGAAGAGUGAACUGAAGGAGAUUGAAGAUAAGAUCCUUGAGAGGCUGAGUUCAUCUGAGGGUAACCCAGUAGAUGAUGUUGAUCUCAUUCAGGUCUUAGAGGCUUCCAAGGUCAAGGCUCAAGAGAUCAAGGCUAAAGUGAUUGUUGCUGAGCAGACUGAGCGAGAGAUUGACGAGACCCGUUCCCAGUACAUCCCUGUUGCUGUCAGAACUCAGCUUCUAUUCUUCUGUACUACCGAUCUAGCCAGUGUGGAUCCCAUGUACCAAUACUCUCUCGGCUGGUUCAUUGGCAUCUUCUUAGCAGGCAUCGCUAAUUCAGAGAGAGCAGACAAUCUGCCUCAGCGUAUUAUCAACAUCAAUGAGUACUUCACCUUCAGUCUGUAUUCUAAUGUGUGUCGUAGUUUGUUUGAGAAACACAAACUCAUGUUUGCAUUCCUGCUCUGUGUCAGGAUUCUACAGAAUGAGGGCAAGAUCAAUAUGGAUGAGUGGAGGUUCCUGUUAUCAGGUGGUCCAAUCAAAGAACAGCUUCCCAACCCUACGCCAGAUUGGCUAUCAGAGAGAGCUUGGAUGGAAAUUCUUUCACUUAGUGCUUUGGACAAGUUUUCAGAGUUUUCAAGAGACUUUGGAAAUCAUUCUGCAGCGUACAAAGCGAUCUUUGACAGCGCAGAACCUCACAGGGAACCGUUACCCGGAAAGUGGAACACAGACCUGGACGACUUCCAGAAGAUUCUGGUCCUGAAGUGUAUCAGAGCAGACCGUGUCACCAACGCUAUGCAGGACUAUGUCGCUACCAACCUUGGACAACGCUUCAUCGAGCCCCAGACUGCCGAUCUUGCCGUAGCAUACAAGGAAUCAUCUCCCACGACACCGUUGGUCUUUGUACUUUCCGUGGGAACUGACCCCGCUGCUGACCUCUACAAGUUUGCAGAGGAGAUGAGAUUCUCUAAGAAGCUGACCUCUAUCUCUCUAGGUCAAGGACAGGGACCCAGAGCCGAAGCGCUUGCUAGGAGUGCUAUGGAUCGUGGUAAAUGGGUGUUCUUCCAGAAUUGCCAUCUCUCACCAUCCUGGAUGCCUGCCCUUGAGAGACUUAUUGAAAACAUUGACCCUGACAAGGUCCAUCGUGACUUCCGUCUGUGGUUGACCAGUAUGCCGAGCCCCAAGUUCCCUGUAGCCAUCCUACAGAACAGUUCUAAGAUGACCAUUGAGCCUCCUAGAGGUCUUAAGGCUAACCUCCUACAGAGUUACACCAGUCUGAAUGAUGACUUCCUCAACUCAUGUAUUGGCAAGACACAUGAGUUCAAGAGUUUACUACUCUCCCUCUCCCUCUUCCAUGCCAUUGCCCUGGAGAGACGUAAGUUUGGCCCCCUUGGUUUCAACAUCCCCUAUGAGUUCACCACCGGUGAUUUGAGAAUCUGUAUCAGUCAGCUCAAGAUGUUCCUCAUGGAGUAUGAAGAUCAUGUCCCAUUCAAGGUACUGAAGUACACAGCUGGUCAUAUCAACUAUGGUGGUCGUGUGACUGAUGAUCGAGACAGACGUUGUAUCAUGAAUAUCUUAGCUGAUUACUACUGUGCUGAUGUCUUAGAGGAAGGCCAUAAGUACUCAGAAUCGGGCAUCUAUAAUCAGAUCCCAACAAACCAUGAUCACAAUGGAUACAUGUCCUACAUCCGUAGCCUGCCAAUCAACGAUACACCAGAGAUCUUCUCUCUCCAUGACAAUGCUAACAUCACGUUUGCUCAGAAUGAGACCUUUACUACGCUCAGUACCAUCAUGUUACUACAACCUAAGACUGCAUCAGGAGGAGGAAAGUCAAGAGAAGAGGUAAUUGAAGAGUCGGCCAAGAGUAUCCUUGCCAAGGUCCCUCAGCCUAUUGAUUCUGACAUGGUCUCCAAGAAACAUCCUGUCAUGUAUGAAGAAUCUAUGAAUACUGUACUCAUUCAAGAAGUUUUCAGGUACAAUCGAUUGCUGACUGCAAUCCACAGCACUUUGAAGGACCUCCUGAAAGCUCUGAAGGGUUUGGUUGUUCUCUCUUUAGAAUUGGAGACUAUGUCCAACAGUAUCUUCAACAACACUGUUCCAGAUCUGUGGGCUGGCAAGGCUUACCCAUCACUGAAACCACUCUCCUCCUGGGUGACUGACCUGGUGGAAAGGAUGAAGUUUGUUGAAUCCUGGAUCUAUAACGGCAUCCCAAGCGUCUUCUGGAUCUCUGGAUUCUUCUUCCCCCAAGCCUUCCUGACUGGAACCCUUCAGAACUACGCCCGUCGUGCUAUUAUCUCCAUCGAUACCAUUGGAUUUGACUUCCAGGUGAUGAAGGAACCCGCUGAGCAACUGACCAAGCGUCCCGAGACCGGCUGCUUCAUAAGAGGUUUGUACCUUGAGGGAGCACGCUGGAGUUAUGAUUCUCACCUCCUGGCUGAGUCACGCCCGAAGGAACUCUACACCGAUAUGCCUGUCAUGCAGCUCAUCCCGGCAGCAAAUCGCAAGGAACCUGAGACAGGGAUUUACGUCUGUCCCGUCUACAAGACUCUUACAAGAGCAGGAACCCUGUCAACCACCGGUCAUUCAACAAACUAUGUCAUAGCUGUGGAGGUACCUACAGUCAAGAAACAGAACCAUUGGAUUAAGAGGGGUGUGGCUUUAAUCUGUGCCUUGGAUUACUAAAGCCAAGGUGCCUACAGAUAAGAAACAGGGUCAGUGGAUCAAGAGGGGUGUUGCCUUAAUCCGUUCCUUGGAAUACUAAGCUAAGAAACAUACAGAAACGAAACAGAACUACUUAAUCAAGGGAUGUGGCCUUAAAAUAUGACUUGGAUUAUUAAGUUAAGAAACCCCCAGACUUGAAAAAAAAAAAACAUUGGAUCAUAUAGGGAGGGGGUGGCCUUAAUCUGUGCCUUGGAUUACAAAGCUCAGCACUGUUGAUAGACAAAAUUUCAAGUUCUGAGCCCUGUCUUUCAUUUGCAAUUCUAGCCAGUAUUAUUUCCCUUUUAAUCUGUCCAGUCCAUCCUAGAUGCAAAAAUGAGGAUUGUUGGAAAUUUAAUUGUGUAAGAUACUGAGUGGGAUUUCCGCUAAAGUUAUUGCACAUAAUUUGUUUAAUAUGCCUAAAUCACAAUCAUUUAACUAUUGUCAUUUCCAAAUUUACUGUAAAUGGAGUAUACAGUUUUGUUUGUUUCUUCCUUUUGGACUAUGAAUUAUCUGAGAUGCUUGAUUGUAAAUAUAAUUUAUUCGGAAAUGUAAAUAUAAGAAUUGAGACCCAUUCUUACCAUGGCAUAUAGCGUAUAUAUCACUUAAUCACCUUGAUGAAAACAUUGGAGUCAGUGCCAGCCACAGCCCACAGGGUACAACAUCGGUUGUAUUAAGUCGGCCGUGACUCCAUUCCAUUCUUUCUUAAUGAAAACCUUGGAUAUUGUAACCAAAGAGAAGAGAGGCCUUAUUGUGUGAGGCUAUAUUCUGGCAUUCAAAUUUUUUCAUAAAUUUUCACCCAUUCUGCAUAUUCAGUAGGCAUGGCAGUAUAUACAUGUAUAUCUACAUAUGGAAAUAUUCAGCUACACUUACCUGAUGAAAAUAGAGAUUGUUUUAUUUGCAAAAUUAUUUCUAGAGUAGGAAAAGGAUAUGCAGACUUUUUUCUCUCUUUAUACAAUUCAUAAAUGUAUGAAGAAUUGUCUCUUUAUCAAAAAGAAGAAUUAAUGAAUAUUGUACAAAUAAUGAAUGUUCAUGAGUGCAAUUGACAGAAUACUUCAUGAGGUGAAAGAUGAAAUGAUCCAUUCAACGAGGCGUAGCUGAGUUGGAUGGAUCAUUCAUUUCAUCUUUCACCAAAUGAAGUAUUCUGUUCAUUGCACAAAUGAAAAGACUUUCAUUAUUUUGUUUAUAUUACACCUAAAAACAGAUUCUUUGUCAUAUGAAAUUUAUCAAUUCUGAUGCAAAAUAUGAUCAUGCAGUGCGAGCUUGGUGUGUUUAUUGUCGCGUACAUACAACAUACGCACUGCAUGCAGACGGUUUUACUUGUGUGGCCUGUUACGUGCGUGCAAUGUUUAAAAAAAAUAUAUGAAUUCAAAUUGCAUGGUUGAUGGCGUCAUUGUAAUUGGGCUGAAUGAUUGAUAUCAAACAGCCAAUCAAAUGACAAGGAUCUAUCUAGGUGUCAUAUAAAUUAUUAUAAGUUAAUGAAUACCAAUGAUAGCAGAAGAAUAUAGGUAAGAUUCGAGUAGAAACAUAUUCGUAGUUCAAAUUUCAUUGACAGAAAACCUGAAGGUAUGCGCCAAAGUGUUAAAGUUCAGUUGGAUCAUUCCUAUUCUUCCCAUCCUAUUUUUCUUUAGCCUUUAUUGCAAUAUAAUUUCUAUGCGAAUUGACAUUGCAGUGGGGUGGUAUCAUUAGUGUUGCUACAAAGUUGUGAGUUUUGUCAAAAUAAACAUGAAAUUAUUGUCUGUUCAGUUGAAGUCAAAUGAAGAAUUAAUAAAGAAUUUAAACUUUACAAAGAUAUAUGCACUCUUUAUGAAUCCAUGUAUGUAAAUAAAAAUUUGUAUUUGUAUAUUUAUGUAAAUAAAUAAAUUACAAUGGGAGAGAAAUGUUUUACUUUGUAGAUAAUAUAUAUCUUUCUACCAUUUAUUGCAAUUUGAUAUUCCAUAUGUCAUUGUAUUAUAUUAUCAUUGUUCCAAGGGAGCUUAUUUACUUGAUGUUUCCGUCCACAAAGAAGUACAUUACACGUCUAUGUACUGUAUUUAUAAUUGAUAGCAAAAUAUCUAUGAAAUGUCCACACAUUUCCAUUAAAAAAAAUAAUCAAUUGCCUUUUCUUUUGAAUUUGUUUGUGAAAUGAUGCUAUUGGUAAAUAAAAAUAUUCCUAUAACAAA